UUAAUUUAAAAUGCAUUUUUAUGAGUUCCAACAAGUAUAAUCCCAAAAUAUCCUUGUGUAGGAAACGAUCUACCUCUAAUAACAACAAUCGCUGUAAUUGGGUGGAAACAACAUUUAAACAUAGAGAAUGUAACAAAUUUAUUCCAUCACUUUAUCCAUUGUCUGUUGAUCCAGCCAACAGGAAAUGUGGUUGUGGUCAGGACCUGAACCAACAUUCCGUUAAAUGUAUGCAAGAUUUUGACCACUCUAAAUCUGAAUAUUCUAAAUACUAUCUCGAAAAUGACCCCGAAUUCCCAACUCUUGAUGCGUACGAAACUAAGAAAUCUCCUCAUCCGCUAAAUUUGCCCCUAAAUGAUGGCCUAGGAGGUAUUAACUCCUGGCAUACCCAUGUCACAGCCCCCAAAUCUCCGCCUGAAUUAUUGUGGAACCCCAUUGUGCACACAUCGACGUUACACACUAACGCCUUUGGGACCAUCGAAUUUCAGGGGAUAUCUCAUCGUCACAAUGCUCAAUAUAUAAGGUUGUCUUAUGAUACACCGCCCGAAUCAAUAGCUCAACUCAUGAUAUCUCAUUGGGGCAUCGAGUUCCCCAAAUUACUCAUAUCAAUUCACGGCGGGCUAUCGAAUUUUGAAUUGAGCCCCAAGCUGUCCAAUUUAUUUCAAAAAGGAUUAGUUAAAGCGGCCAAAACUACAGUUACUUGGAUGCUUACGACAGGAUUAAAUACCGGUUAUGUAAAAUAUGUGGGAAAUUCCUUAAAUGAUAUGCCUUACAAAAAUCGAUCUAACCUUGUAACGAUUGGAAUUGCCCCAUGGGGUGUCAUUCAAAACAAAGAGGAUCUGAUUGGGCGAGAUAGAGUGGUCCAAUGCUUUUCUAUAAUGCCACAUUCACCGAACACAUUCCCUUUAAAUAGCCACCAUUCCUAUUUUCUGUUAGUUGACGAUGGAACCACGGGUAAGUAUGGCGCCGAGGUUAUAUUGCGCCGUAACUUGGAAUAUUAUCUUAUGCAAACUAAUGUAAAACAGUUGCGAUUUCCCAUAUGCUGCUCCAAUGCUCAAGUGAAAAGUCUCUUGAACCAGUUUUCCUAUCAUUAUAACCUGAUAGACUCACACCAUUUUGGACCUCACCAGGUGAAUCAGGAAGAUUGCCCUAUUAAAGUGGAGCCAGAUACUAAAUCGCCUAAAAUAAGCAAUGAUAAAAACGAAUCGGCCGAAAAAAUCAAAUCCAAGAGUGGAAUUAACCACGGGUCAAAGGAUAAAUUAUCGCCACAUAACUCUCUCUGCCCUUCUCACUACUACCACACGCUACCAUUAAACACUUUGAGACAAAAGAGGCAUCCGGUUUUUAGUCACCAUCAUCGUUUAUCGCCAACCCCUCAACCACUUAAUUACAAACAAUUAUAUCGUUAUAGAGGCAGAUCCUCUCAUCCUCUGUUCUCUAAUAAUCAACUCCAUAAAGGUUACAAUUACCGCGGGGAAGAUAUGCUAAAACUACAAGACCCUUCUUCGGCUCAUCAUAAAAGAUCACUCAUGACCUCUCCCGCCAAUAAAAGACAUUCCUACCCUGAAUCGGGUCGGAUGCAUACACCCCCGUUUAAGAAAACUCACAGCGUGCAUAAAUCGAUCGAUGAAAUGGUUCCAAUUGUUGGCCUAAUAUUGAAUGGUGGUAUAGAGGUGGUGAAAAGAGCUAUGGAAUAUAUUUGUGAAAAUGUAUCUCUUAGCCCCUGCCAAACUCAGAUUCAUAACCCCCAUUUGUACUUACCUUCGAUAUUAAAUAAUCAGAAAAAGAACUUGAAAUCAAACAAAAUGCACCAUAUGAAUCAUGCAAACUCUCACGGGUCGCGCUUUCAUAGCAAAUCCCAACAAGUCACGAGCUGCCACUACGAUAAUUUUUCGGUUCCGAUAGUCGUUGUAGAAGGAUCUGGAGGUAUGGCCGAUAUCAUUUGCUGCGCUUGCAACUUCCACAUCGAUCCCAUGGACAACUCUUUCACUGAUGACAACACAAAUAUUAUAGCUAAAAUGAUCUCUAGCCAAUGGUCUAUGGACCCCAAUUUACUUCAAAUCAUAAUAUCUGAUAUAUAUGUUUUGGCUAAGAAUAAAAAAUUGAUUACCAUACACAAAAAAACGGGCUCGAUGGGUCAAGAUUUAGACCAAGAUAUAUUAUGCGCUUUGUUAAAAAUUCAUAAUAAGAGGCCACUUGAUCAGCUACACCUAGCCUUAACGUGGAAUAGGGCUGACAUCGCCAAGACCGAAAUUUUUGUUUACGGUCAACAAUGGCCUGAAGGAGCUUUGGAAAAUGCCAUGAUGCAAGCUUUGAUUCACGAUCAAGUUGAUUUCGUCAAACUUUUAUUGGAAAAUGGAAUACAUAUAAAAAAAUUUCUGACCAUAGCUCGUUUAGAAAAACUAUACAAUUCGAAAUUCGGACCACCAAAUACCUUGCAUUAUUUGAUUCAGGAUGUUAAAAAGAAUAUCCCUCGUCUCAACUAUUGGUACACAAUGAUUGACAUUGGUUACGUCAUAGAUAGAUUGAUGGGCGGUGUUUAUAGAUGCUGUUAUGGCAGGAGACGAUUUAAAUCGAUUUAUUUUCCAUCUAAACAAAAUAAUCAAUGUCAUGAAAAAAAUGACGAUGAUAUCGAAACACUCGGUACAAACAAUGCGCACAAAACCCAAUCAAAUACACUGCUCCCUCCGCCCAACAUUCCCGAAUUUAUGACAUCCAUCUCCAAUUAUUCCAUCCAACUGCCUUCGACAAAUUGGGAAAAUGAACAACCUUUUCUCCAGCCUUACCACGAUUUGAUGAUAUGGGCUGUGUUGACGCAAAGGCAAACUACAUCCCUUUACUUUUGGGAAAUGGGAGAUGAACCUCUACCUAAGGCUCUAAUGGCCACUAAGCUAUACAAGAGUAUAGGGCAGGAAGCGGCUCAAGAUGAUCUCGAAACGGAUAUGAGCGAAAAGUGCCAAUCAUAUGCGAAACAAUACGCCAAACUAGCGCUAGAACUACUCGAGAAAUGCUUUCAAACUAAACAAGAUUACACGGAACAACUCCUUACCUACCAUCUCAAACAUUUCAGUGAUCAGACUUGUUUGAGCUUAGCCGUCGCCGCUAACCACUUGGAAUUUAUAGCUCACAAUUGUUGCCAAUUUUUAUUGGGAGACCUUUGGAUGGGUGGCUUAAGGGUUCGCAAAAGUUCGGGCAUCAAGAUUUUGAUGGGCCUAUUCUUACCAUGCACUAUCCUGACUCUGGAAUUUAAGACUCUGGCCGAACUACAACUUAUGCCUCAAACGCUGGAAGAGCACAUCAACGAUCUCGAACAAGAAACCGACGACAAUGAUGAAAACGAAUCCGAUAACGAGAGCGCUAACUUGGAGAACGACUUCUUUAACAUGCGAACCCAGGAUUUUUCCGAGGAUGUCUUUGUAGAAGACGAUGAUAACGAAAUAAACUUCGAUAAAUCUCCAAUUAUAACGCAAUCAGCUUUUCGAGAUUUACGAAAGGAUUCUAGCAAACAUUCAUAUAACCUUUCUCACGUAUCCCUACCCAGCACUACUCCCUUAGAACCCCCUUACAAUACAGUUGACUAUUUACCCAAAACUGCUUCUCAACAACCUUCGAUUCCCAUUAUUCGAAUAUCCUCCCCGCCCCGUAUCAACAUAAUCUCGCCGAACUCUCCUGCGCUGGUUUCCGUGAAAUCGGGUGGUUUUAAAAAAUAUAUGUUCUCAUUUAUUCCCACCUUCUUUGCCGCUUCACUAUUCAAUCAAAACAAACGCGAAAAUGGUUGGAGCCAAACCUCGACCACCGUUUUUUCUGACCCGGAAAACAAUCACGCCAAAUGCGAAAAAGAUAACGAUAUUAAAACAUCACCAAGACAUGGUAGUUAUCUGGCGCAGAUACAGCUUAGCCAUCACAAGAACUGUACGAUCGAAGCUAUCAAGUUGGCUAAAAUAGCUAGUGGAAAUGAUAAAGCAGUGGGCCGUACAAGAUCAUGGAUAGCCAGAAUUAUAAGGAGAUUUCGAUCUGACCCUAACAAUAAUUAUGAUAAGAAUAUGGUCGACAAAUUUGAUCCACCAAGGCGUGGUUCGCGAAAGUCAUUAGAUUGCAAAAAGUUAUCCAUUCCUAUCUUCGAACUUAGAAAUAAACUGUCGGAAAGAAAGAUAUCAACAAAUAUCAGGAAAAUGAACAAAAAAAGCUUUCCACGAAUAUCCACUAUAAAGUUACCAAAUCUGAAAUCAAGUCAAACUUCGAUGGGGUUUCCUUCGCCUUCCGCCCAAUCUAUGCUGAUGUCAAGUUCGACCACAAUGUUGAAUGCUAAAACCAAAUUUUACGAAUUUUAUAACGCGCCCAUAACCAAAUUCUGGUGUCAUACCUUGGCUUACUUCUUUUUUAUAUUUGUUUUUACACAUGUUGUUUUGGUGGGUAGUUCCGCCAAUAUUCUCAGAGACUCCAUAUUUGCAUUGAACAGAACUCUACUCAAUCAAGACGCUUCCUUUUAUUUCAAUUACCAAUUCAGCACUCCAAAUCAGUACCUCAACCAAUCCUACCCAGAUUUUAUUCUCAAAUCCCAUGUUUUAAAGGGCCAAGCUCAUGUUUUCUUGUUAUGGACCGAAAUAUUUGUCAUCGCUUAUAUCUUUACCUUCGCUUGCGAGAAGGUGAGGGAGGCAAUAUCCAGUGAAGCCGUUGGCUGGGCCCAAAAAUCAAAACUUUGGUUCUACAGUUUUUGGAACAUAGUUUGCCUCAUGGGAUUCAUCCUGUUCUUUAUCGGGCUCAUGUUCAAAUUAGCUGCCGCCGAUCGGUUAAAUCGGUUCUACAUUCAUUCCUGGAGAGCACAUCGACGGCAUGACAUUAUGAAAAUAGAUGUGAAUUAUUUAUUUCGGAUCAAGACUCUACUCAUAUGGAGUAGGUUUUUCAAUGCCCUCUCUGCUAUAUUUUGGUAUGUCCGCAUAUUGGACAUAUUAAGUUGUAACAAAUACCUCGGUCCAUAUGUCGUUAUGAUAGGAAAAAUGAUGUUAGAUAUGAUGAUAUUUGUCAUGAUAAUGAUAGUGGUGAUGGCAUCCUUCGGCAUGGCUCGUUACUCCAUUCGUAAUCCCAGUGCCGAAUCGUCUUGGACCUUAAUAAAAGAUAUAUUUUAUCAGCCUUAUUGGAUGAUGUAUGGCGAAGUUUUUGCCCCCGACAUUAAUCCGGAAUGUGGAAGCAAUGGGGUACCUUGUAUAACUGGCGAUUGGAUAUCACCAGGAUUAAUGGCACUUUACCUAUUAGUGACAAACAUCCUAUUAGUCAAUUUGCUAAUCGCGGUUUUCAACCAUACCUUUCUCAAAGUUAGUGCAAUAUCUCAACAAAUCUGGAAAUUCGGACGUUUUGAUCUGACAAUCGAAUACGAGAUGAAGCCUAUAUUGCCUCCACCUUUGAUAGUUUUCUGUCAUUUAUAUAGGCUUUUCAAGUAUUUUUGGAAUCGCAAACGUUAUGGUUACUCAGGGAUCGAAGCUAAUUUUGAUUAUGGGCUGAAACUGUAUCUGUCAGAGGAAGAAGUAAACAAGCUUCACGAGUUCGAGAAAUGUUGUCUCGACGAUUUGAUAGGAGAUAAAUCAUUUCUCCUCCAAUCGACGAUAGAAAAGCAGAUUGCUCGCGCUUUGGAUCAAUUUGAGGACAUGUCAUCAAGAAUCGAUUAUUUAUAUAACAAGCAACAAAAUAUCAACGCCAUGUUUACAAAUUUCGAUAAACGAUUACACAAUUUAGAUAACGUUACCACGACAACCAAUCAUAUUCAUCCAAUUGUAAAUAGCAAAAAAAAUUAUCCCCAAUAUGAUCCCGGAAUAAUAUAUACCACUCCUUCGAGUAAUGCGCUCAAUCAAAAUAACUGGGAACCGAGCUCACCCAUAACCAGUAUUCAGCAGAAAUCAACGCCUUCUUUAAACAGAUUAUUCGUCAUGCGAUAUAAGAACAGUCAUUCUAAUAUGGGCGCAAAAACAUCGUCGCCUAAACUCGUGUCAACAAUUAAAGAAGAUCGCGGCAACUUAAAAUAUGAAGUUGAACCUGUAACAUAUGACAUAGCUAACUCGACCUUAGAUUCUGAGGCAUCUUAUAUUAAUUCGGAAGAUAAUUUGUCUUUCCCCAUGGUCACAACCAAUUCCGAUCAUGAUAAGGGGAACGAAAAUAACGAUGACAAAAAUUAUUUAGAAUUUUAAAUUUGGAAAAUUAUGCAAUAUACUACAUAAUUUGUUUAUAAUGAUGCAAUCAAAUAAAUAAAAAGACCUUUAUUAAUAUAAGAGAACGCGAUUAUAAAUAUAUAUAUUUAAAUUAAUCAGAUGUAUUUUUUAUUUAUUUAUCAACUAUAUAAUAAUUAUAUAAUGUAUGUGACUAAAAAAAACUGGUCA
Gordionus sp. m RMFG-2023 is the source of this 6365-nucleotide messenger RNA. RefSeq names its product transient receptor potential cation channel subfamily M member 3-like. The record is from RefSeq and is a predicted model, not a curated record. The transcript is spliced from 30 exons. Gene Ontology annotation, cellular component: plasma membrane. NCBI's taxonomy places the organism in Eukaryota, Metazoa, Nematomorpha, Gordioida, Chordodea, Parachordodidae. Gene Ontology annotation, molecular function: monoatomic cation channel activity. Bases 21 to 6176 code for a protein of 2051 amino acids. Gene Ontology annotation, biological process: metal ion transport; monoatomic cation transmembrane transport.